AUGGAGACGAAGGAGGAGCAACGAAAAUUCAUUGAGAUACAAAGAUUUGCUAUGAUGCUCUUUGUUGAGAAAUCCAUGAGCAAUGAGCAAAUAGGUAUCGAGCUCCAUAAUGUAGAACGAGAUGAGAAGAAAUGUGGACCGAUUGAGGAUAGUUAUCUUUGGGGUUCUGAAUAUAGGUUGGGGAUGCAGCUUGAGGAGUGUGGGUUGAGGGUUAUGGGCUUUUCGGAGUUUUGUGUUAGGAUGGUUAUGAGGUUUGUGGGUGGGAAGCAGGAUGUUGCUGUGGGAUUGAUGGCGCAUGAGGAAUAG
Sclerotinia sclerotiorum 1980 UF-70 is the source of this 306-nucleotide messenger RNA. RefSeq lists its product with no specific name. The coding region runs from base 1 to 306 and encodes 101 amino acids. The record is from RefSeq and is a predicted model, not a curated record. The transcript has a single exon. NCBI's taxonomy places the organism in Eukaryota, Fungi, Ascomycota, Leotiomycetes, Helotiales, Sclerotiniaceae.